Messenger RNA from Macadamia integrifolia, 2479 nucleotides. Its product is annotated as ubiquitin carboxyl-terminal hydrolase 17-like. NCBI's taxonomy places the organism in Eukaryota, Viridiplantae, Streptophyta, Magnoliopsida, Proteales, Proteaceae. Gene Ontology annotation, biological process: protein deubiquitination. The transcript is spliced from 10 exons. The record is from RefSeq and is a predicted model, not a curated record. Gene Ontology annotation, cellular component: cytosol; nucleus. Gene Ontology annotation, molecular function: cysteine-type deubiquitinase activity; cysteine-type endopeptidase activity. The coding region runs from base 149 to 2386 and encodes 745 amino acids.
CAUAUAUGCCUGCUGAAUCCACAGCAUGUUCUGAUUUCUGGGGCCCAGCUUUUGAUUUGAAUGGUGUUCAUGAUGAUUCUGCUAACUCCCAUAUCACAGAAGAUGGUGAUGAGUUUUAUCUGAUUCUGGUUCUCUCUUACACUCAUCAAUGAAUGUGUCUGGGCAUACUGAUUCUUCCUUUCAUUCACCAUCUUCGAAGCCUGAGAUGGUCAUGUCCACUGAUGCUUCAACAAGCUUUAAGAAUGAAAAUCCUGCCACUAUAGCUGCUCCCUAUCGAAAGAUGUUUACGGAUAGGUCUGGGGUCAGUAGCUUGCCAGCCUUGAGCUCGGAAAGGUCAAAUUCUGUGGCUAAUGAAAGCAGAAAUGAUACACAGCUAUUGAAGUCUAAAUCCAUUAGGUCUUCAUCAUCUUCUGUUUCUGAGCAUCCAUCUUCUCACACGGGGGUCCACUUUUUUCCGACAGUGAAGUCUACAAAAGUUGACAAUAGCGUUCAAACGGUGAGAAAUGGUUCACCUGAGGUUGCAAGUUCGAUGCCUAAUGUCGGUAAUGGCUUGAAAACUUCUGUGCGGAAAGUUGUUCAGCAAUUUAGGUCCUCAAAAAUUUCAGUAUACAACCCAUUGGGGUUCGGCACUGAGAUUGCCGGGAAAUACAAUUGCAAGAUGGUCUUUCCCUAUGAAUUUUUCCUCAAACUUUACAAUUCAGACAAAUUGGAAUUGCGCCCAUUUGGCCUCACAAACUGUGGGAACAGCUGUUAUGCUAAUGCUGUUCUCCAGUGCCUGGCAUUUACUCGGCCUCUUACUGCUUAUCUUCUUCAAGGACUCCACUCUAAAGCAUGUCCGAAGAAAGAGUGGUGUUUCUCCUGUGAGUUUGAGGAUCUAAUUCUGAAGGCAAAGGGGGGGAAAUCACCACUUUCUCCCAUUGGCAUACUCUCGCAAAUACAAAGCAUUGGCAGUCAUCUUGGUCAUGGUAGAGAAGAAGAUGCCCAUGAAUUUUUAAGGUAUGCUAUUGAUACAAUGCAAUCGGUUUGCCUCAAGGAAGCUGGGGUAAAUGCAGUAGACCAAAUGGCAGAAGAGACAACCCUUGUAGGCCUGAUAUUUGGGGGUUACCUUCGAUCUAAGAUAAAGUGUCUGAAAUGCCAAGGCAAAUCUGAGCGGCAUGAACGGAUGAUGGAUCUUACUGUUGAGAUACAGGGAGACAUUGGAACUCUCGAAGAGGCUCUUGCACAGUUUACAGCGACUGAAACAUUGGAUGGAGAUAACAAGUAUCACUGUGGCAGAUGUAAAUCCUAUGAGAAAGCAAAAAAGAAGUUGACAGUGUUGGAAGCUCCAAAUAUCCUCACAAUUGUUUUAAAGCGAUUUCAGUCUGGUAAAUUUGGAAAGCUCAAUAAGUCGGUACAGUUUCCAGAGAUCCUGAAUUUGGCUCCAUAUAUGAGUGGGACAAGCGACAAGUCCCCCAUAUACCGGCUUUAUGCAGUUGUUGUUCACUUGGACAUUAUGAAUGCUGCAUUUUCUGGUCACUACGUGUGUUAUGUUAGAAAUUCCCAGGGGAAAUGGUUCAAGAUUGAUGACAGCACAGUAAAACCUGUUGAGCUUGAGAGGGUCUUAUCAAAGGGGGCAUACAUGCUUCUUUAUGCCAGGUUCUCUCCACGGGCCCCAAGUUUGAUUAGGAAAUCAAUGAUAUCCAGUGAUAGCAAAAUGAAAGGAAGCAGAUGCUCAGAAGCUGUUAACAACAAUGGAAAAAACACCACAUCCAAGUCAAGAACUAACAUGGUUCCAAGCACCGGCCCUGCUAUGACACAUAGGGCGCCUGAAGGCUACUCUCCUCGGAUGACAAAGGAUGGUGCUGCUAGCUUUGAUUCAUUGAGUGACAAUUCUUCCCUCUUCAGCUGCUCAGAUGAAGGCUCCUGCAGUACUGAAAGCACGAGGGACUCGACCAGCACUGAUGAUUUCUCUGAUUACAUAUUUGGGGAUGCAGGACGCAGUUGGAAUAUUCCUUUGGGGGUCUCAUCAGACUCGGAUGGUUCCUCUUCCUCGUUAUGCUCACUUUCUUCCCCGGUGAAUUUAAUGAGGCACGAAACAGGUUCUCCUGAGAGAAGUGGGUAUCUAGCUCACAUUCCUGGUUCAGUGCCAGAGGCUGAUGGAAUUUUGAUGAGACAGCCUCGAGAGAGCAGUAGGAAACAGGAUUCACAAGGGAAGGGUUGCCCUUCCCUUUCACACUCGGACACAAUUAAACAAUGUAGAAAGUCAACAAACCGCUGUAGCAGUAGUAGUAGAUGUAGUAGUUGUAGGGAGACUGACUCGAAGAAAUUAGGUUGGGUUAAUGAUGUGAGAUCCGGUGUAUCAUUGAGAAGAUCUACUCGGGAAAGACCGACUCAAACAUUUUAUUAAUGGUUGAGUUGCGGAGUGGAUAAUAAGGGUUAAGUUGUAAGUAACACUUUUGCUGAUUUAAUAGAAAAAGUUGGCUAACCAUUUUGCUUUGUA